AAUUUCUUAUCAAAAAAGGGUCAUGUCGGUUCAUCUCUCAGUGUUAGGAUUGGAAUUUUUCACUCGUGCGGGAUCACUUUCGGCCUGCAGAAAGUGAAAUCACCAAGAUGUAUGCUGCUUUGAUAAUUGUCGCUGUUGCAUUGCUGGAGCAGACAGACGCGUCUGUAAGAUGCUUUGAGUGCGUCGAUAUGCCACACCCUCAGGACUGUGCCACAGUUACCACGUGUACCCAGCACGAGAUAUGCUUCGUAGAACAGUUUGUCACGAGCGGAGGGCAAAUACUGUACAGCUCCGGCUGUUUGUCAAAAGACAGGUGUUUAACCGCCGGAAAACGAGCAGCUUCGAGCGAGUUUAUUAACCUGUUUGGACCCCAACAGAUCAACGACGAAAACGCUAAAGGGAUGGCUAAAAGACAGGAUCCGGUAUCCAACACGGACAUUCCAACGUGUAUACAGUGUUGUGACGGCAAUUUCUGUAACGUAGAGGGGUGUGGAACUCUAGCUGUACCAAGAGAAAAGCGCGGCCCUAAAUGCUUCUCAUGUGAUGCGCAGGCUGAUCCGGAAUCGUGUCGUGAUACACAGCUCUGUGACAUGGAUAAGGUGUGUGCUAUUUACAAGCCACUGGAUCGUUUAAUUUUCGACGAAUGGAAAACUGAAUGUAUGGCAGAACGGCAAUGUAAAUCAAUAGUACAAGUGGAAUCCCAGCAGUUAGCAAAUUCUUUACCUGCUAUAGGCAAGCGAGAUCUGGUCACAGUCAACAAGUGCCCUAGGUGUUGUACCGAUGACCUCUGCAACCACAGCUGUCGACAAAACCUUACAGUUGUCCACACAACAUCAUUGCCAACGAAACCGUCGACUUAUCCUACCAUAAAACCAACACAUCCUACGACCAAACCCACGGUUAGACACACUCAUCAUACGACUAUACCCACGGUAAAACACACACAUCCUACGACCAAACCCACGGUUAGACACGCUCAUCAUACGACUAUACCCACGGUAAAACACACUCAUCCUACGACCAAACCCACGGUUAGACACGCUCAUCAUACGACUAUACCCACGGUAAAACACACUCAUCCUACGACCAAACCCACGGUAAAACACGCUCAUCAUACGACUAUACCCACGACAAAACACACUCAUCCUACGACCAAACCCACGGUAAAACACACUCAUCCUACGACAAAAAUGAUGAUAACACAAACCACACAUGUGGUACCUACUACAGACCCUGCAAUUGGAUGCAAACUCGAUGGAUACAUUUAUGACCCUCCUACAAAGUUGUGUCUGAAGUUCUAUGAAAGUCCAAAACUGAACUGGACAGACGCCCAAAACUACUGUAACUCGAGUAAGGGACAAUUAGCGAUUAUAACUGGUGAUCAGAAGAUUAAAGAUGUACUGGCUUUCUAUAAGGAUGGCGGACACACGAGUCCACUCUGGGUCGGUGCUACUGAUUUUGGCAAUGGUCACGUGUUCACAUUCACCGAUGGUUCUAAGCUUACUGUUGACCCAUCCGAAGGGAAAGACCUGAAAAACUUCAACUGCCUCUAUGUGACCGGCGGGUCGUACAAGGGUUUUGGCCCCUGUCCUGAUCGACAUGGAUUUAUCUGCGAACGAAGUAGCACUGUAAGAGAAUAAGACAGAUUAAAUUCUUUAGAAACGUU
Mercenaria mercenaria is the source of this 1666-nucleotide messenger RNA. RefSeq lists its product as uncharacterized. NCBI's taxonomy places the organism in Eukaryota, Metazoa, Mollusca, Bivalvia, Venerida, Veneridae. The record is from RefSeq and is a predicted model, not a curated record. Bases 108 to 1640 code for a protein of 510 amino acids. The transcript is spliced from 9 exons.